This is a messenger RNA of Gongylonema pulchrum, 459 nucleotides long. The record is from the annotation of a GenBank genome assembly. Lineage: Eukaryota; Metazoa; Nematoda; Chromadorea; Rhabditida; Gongylonematidae.
AUGAUUGACUGGAACAGGCGACAGCACGAUAAGAGCGCCGUGGCUGAUGGCGUUAACAAUGUGGCAGUGAGCGAAGGUGAAGAAGUGAUGGACGGUGGUUUCGCUUUGGACGAUUUCGAGGAAGAAUCGCUGCAUAAUUUCAUGCAAAAUACUGGCAAAACAGCGAAUUGUAGAAACACUUAUAACGGCAGAAUUUCUGUUAACGGUAGCAACAUUCGCUCACGAAAACGGCGCAACACCAGUUCACUCCGUGCAGAUUCAUUGGGUGUUGUCGAUGAAACGCCAAAUCACUUCCGGGACAGUGUCCGUCGCCGCAGAUUGCGAAAUGCGAAUUUGGAUAUUCGCCGAGCCCAUGAGGUGCAAGAAGUGGAACGCGCUAUUGCCAGGGCUUCUGGGUCAAUUGAGCAAACUCCAGCCCAACAACAAAUGUUUGUUAUUGAUUUUACAUGUAUAACAUGA